This is a messenger RNA of Aureobasidium namibiae CBS 147.97, 1077 nucleotides long. RefSeq lists its product as uncharacterized. NCBI's taxonomy places the organism in Eukaryota, Fungi, Ascomycota, Dothideomycetes, Dothideales, Saccotheciaceae. The record is from RefSeq and is a predicted model, not a curated record. The coding region runs from base 1 to 1077 and encodes 358 amino acids. The transcript is spliced from 2 exons.
AUGGGUUCCAGACUUAUCGAAUCACUCCAACACGCGGCAGGCAAGAAUCAAGAGCUGCUCGCCGUGCUCUCACAAACAGACAACGCACCCACAGCUCUCAAGCAAAACUCGACAUACAUCAGCGACCUCGAAACUCAAAUUGCAAACACGGACAAGGAAAUCACGCGACUCCACCGUAUCACCGAGGAUGAAAGAAAAGACCACGUCAAGUACGAGGAGAGCACUUUCACUCGCUACAUGUACAAGAUGCGCGGCUCGAAAGGAGUAGCAAGGUUCGCAGAAAAGGCCGGCAAAGAGGAGAAGGAGUUUGUCGAGGCAUGGCAAAAGGAGCGGGAAGCUCAAGAGUCUCAUGCCGAGCUCACCAGAGCUUUGGCGGGUGCUAAGCAAGAAAGUCAACGUUUGCAGGGUGAAGCCACCAGACAUGACCGCGCACAAUCCGAACUCGACAGACUCUACUCUUCCAUCUUUGACGGUCCCACUCCCGAGGUUCCCGGCGAGGAUCAGCUAGAGUCAAGUUUGUGGAACAACAAACAAUGGUCCGACAGCAGUACACAACACCAAAACCUGCAACGACGAGCUGCAGAGGCGUUGAACGCAACACUACACAGUCUAGAGUGCGCAUCAAAAGACAUCAAUGAUGCUCUGGACAUGUCCCGCUGGGAUAUGUGGGGCGGCGGCACCUUCACCGACAUGAUGGAAAGAGACGCUCUCUCGCGAGCCCAAGUCGGUGUCUCGGACGAUGUGCUGUUUGACAAUAUCUUCACCGAUAUGGCUCAACAUGACCGCAUCAAGAACUCUGCCAUGCAGUUGCAACAGGCGUUGCAGCAGUGUAGAGAUCUACUCGAGAAGCAGAAGCGCACAUACCACGAAGCUUCUGUUCAGUGUAACCAAGCUACAGAGGCUACGAGUGCUUCUCGCCUUGAGCUUCAGCGUAUCAGAGCAGAGGCGUUCGUGAGAUAUGCUGGCAAUGGUGCUCCUCCGCCGUUCCAGGCCUCUGCGCAGUAUGCUCCUCCUGCGCAAUACGCCCCUCCGACCUCUCAGGGGUAUGCACAGUACGCUCCACCUCCAGCAUACUGA